ACUCUAACUGUAGCUGCUGCUGCCUCUGCUGCUGCUGAUGAUGAUGGUGAUAAUGAUAUAAUGUUGAUGAUGAUAAUGAUGUAAUAAUCGUCAUUGUUAAUUCUAACGUGUGUUCAACCAGCAGGUUGAGCUUAAAUGUUUCGUGUUGAGCCCAUUGAGCCUGAUUUGCUAUCAUGUUGACUGUUCGACAGGUAGACCAAGUGAGCCGAUACUGGAAGAGGUAGAAACAACAAUGACAACUAUAAAGCUGGUAUUUAGGCCACCUAAAAAUGAUGGUGGCUUGAGAAUAACGUACUACCGAGUUGAAUACCGUAUUGUCGACGAAGGGGAGGUGUUAUAUAGAAAUAUCCAGCCAGCCAAAGUUCUAAAAUUGACAAACUUAGAGCCGAAGAAACCAUAUAGAGUACGGCUGGCUGCAGGUAACCCAGCUGGUCCGGGUAACUUUUCAAUAGCACGAACUGCAUUUACAUCUAGUGGAGGUUCUGUGUUGCCAACGUUUCCAGUGGUAACAAUAAAUCCAGCCGAUAGCAAGGAUCGAACCACACUUGCGCUGAAGAUAGCUAUUCCGAUUGUCAGCUUGUUCAUGGCAAUGGCCUUUGGAGUUCUUUUAGUCCUCGCAAUUAUUGCAAUACGAAAGAGAAAAUGGCGUGUUCUUGAGGAAGAACAACUAUAUAGAUUCCAUACAGGCAGUUCAAGUGUUGAAAGUAUUCCAUCUCUUCUGAAAACUAUUAGCAGAGCCUACGUAGACGUUAACAUUCCUUCGAUGCAGUUUAAGAAUUUGACAUGUGGUAAAAGAAGAAAUUUUGAGUUUUCAAGGGAUAAACUAAAACUAGGUAGAACGAUUGGCCACGGCUCAUUCGGCAAAGUAGUAAAAGCUGAAGCGAAAGACUUAAUUCGACCGGGUUACGUCACAACAGUAGCCGUCAAGAUGUUAAAAGAAAAUUCUACAGAAGUGGACAGACAGGACUUGUUGAAGGAACUGAGGGUUAUGAAGUUGCUUGAAGUUCAUCCGAAUAUUGUCGUACUAUUGGGAUGUUGCACAGAAAAGGAACCACUUUACGUUAUAAUGGACUACUUACCAAACGGGAAUUUACUAGGUCAUCUGCGAGCAAGUCGACAAAAGAAUGAGGGGUCAAAUCGUACUAGCAUGAAGACUUAUCUGAGUCCAACAGACCUGUUGCGCUACGCGUACGAGGUUGCUAACGGCAUGGCAUACCUCGCCUCAAUGAAAGUAAGUAUACAUUUAUAUCUUGAAAUACAGGCCUACUACGAUACUGUAAAAAGUAGUUGA
Anneissia japonica is the source of this 1291-nucleotide messenger RNA. Its product is annotated as fibroblast growth factor receptor 2-like. Gene Ontology annotation, molecular function: protein binding; ATP binding; transmembrane receptor protein tyrosine kinase activity. The transcript has 7 exons. The record is from RefSeq and is a predicted model, not a curated record. NCBI's taxonomy places the organism in Eukaryota, Metazoa, Echinodermata, Crinoidea, Comatulida, Comatulidae. Gene Ontology annotation, cellular component: signaling receptor complex. Gene Ontology annotation, biological process: multicellular organism development; positive regulation of kinase activity; protein phosphorylation. The coding region runs from base 233 to 1291 and encodes 352 amino acids.